UCUCACGUAGAAGCUCUAUCUCCCGCUUCUCUUCGCUCCAGCCUUCACGCGGAUCCUAUCAUCACUCUAAUAGCACCUAUACAGAAUUGAUACAUAGAGCAUCGUUAGUAUGUGAACGGGUCUGUUGCACAUCCUAGAACCAAUACACCAAGCAAUAUAUUCGCCCCAACGCCUCGAAUCCAGUCGUUAUUAUCAUGCACUAUUCUUUCGACGGUAGUGGACUGUCGCAAGAGCAGCUCCAAGCCAAAGUCGAGGCUGCUCAGCUAACUGGCCAGCUCGACGGUGAUUCCGGCCGCCGUGAAAAUGCAUCCCCUAAGUCAUCGAAGCCAAAUGGUACUUGUGAUUGGCGAGGCGAUGCUCCCGAGCCAGAACUAGACGACCUGGCACACGCAUGUGAAAAGAACCAACAGCAAUCCAUCCGCAUGGAUGCGUGUGACUGGCGUGGUGAUGUGCCUGAGGAGCAAAAGGAUAACCUGGAUCGAAUUUGUCAAACUGAAAAACAAGCGAAGCAGUCAGGUCGACGCGAUAAGCCGGCAGAGCAAGCUGAUACUAUUCAUAUGCCCAUGCCGCGUCUCCCCCAAGUUGACGAGAUUCCUGAAAUUUUGCGCCCAUCGGAGGAUGACAAGAGUUUCGAUCUUAAGCCUGUCACCAAGCCACUCGUUGCUAAAGAAGCUCCCGCUCGAGAUAAGGGGAAACCAGAGCGAGGGAAACGACCAAAGAAACCGAAAGAGCGUGCUGAAAGUUCAGCCGCACCAGCAAGUACUUCGCCUAGAGCCAAUGAAGGUGACGAUGAGUCCCCUACUGGAGACAAAACCCAUUCUCCUUGGGUCGACUCCUUGGAGCAAAUGCCUUCGAGUGUAAUCGAAAAGGUAAACUCGGGCAUCAAACAUACACUUGAGGGGGCCAUCAGCAUGUUAACAUCCCGCGCCGAUGAGCAGAGACAGUCACCAAAGAGAACUGCGGAGGAAAAGACCACGGGGAGUACUAGUCUUGCGCCUGAGACCGUAGCACAGCUUCCUUCCGAAUUAUAUGUGCCGAGCCCACCUCUUCAACCAACUGAGCCACCACCAGAGAAUGACCGGCCCAGCGGCAGUAAAAAGCAAGAGAGGGAAAAGAAAAGAGCGGAAAAGAAAGCACGCCAUGAGGCGAAGAGAAGAGCCAGGCAGCAGAAAAAUAAAGAAAGGAAAGAAAAGCGACGACAAGCUAAGGAGAGGAGUAGAAAGGAAAAACAGUGGAAAAAGGCGGCAAAGUUUGGCGGAGAACUCCCCCCUCAGAUUCUUCAAGGUCUCCGGGUUUCUCCUGGCUCGAAGACUACAUACAAUUCCAACUGUGAUAUAUGUAUGAAGUCGGCUGCUUCCAUUAUGAGCAGCAAAGAACGGAACCCAAAAUGCACAACCUGUGCUAAAGCGGCCGAACGUGAAUCAACGCAACAGUAUCUAAAAGCCUCGAACAUUGACUUGGGAAAUUUACCCUCAUUCACGGAGGGAGGUGAGAUCCUUGGCCUAUUGAGAAAUAUUCUCGAACAACAUUUAGCCAACAGCAAGUCCAAAGGUAAAGUUGAGAUGGGUGGCGAAAAACGCAUCGACGAGGGCCUUGUACGACACAUGGUUCAGCACAUACAAGAUUUUAUUACCAGUGGCAGAGAGGCAGAAUUGCAUUCUCACGAAUGUAGCACUAGUGGUCAGCCAGGUCAUUUGGGACGUCAUGGUCUCGAUGGGAACAGAGACUCGCCUGCUUCAACAGAGAGCGCACAGAUAAUUUCGAGUUCAUCCCAAAACUCGGAUGCAACUGCCUCGUCAAACCCAGUAGAAGUUGAUUGGUGGGUACAGGCCAUGUCUUUGAACGGUUCGCCGCCCUCUCCCUAUCGCCCCCUUUCCCCUCGUUCUGGCACUCCAUUACCCAGACCGAGGACGGCAGCCGUGUAUGGGCCUGGAACAUCGCAUUAUCCAUUGCACAGCCCAUUCGAUAUGGGUCAUGCUGCAUAUCAUUUCUACCUACCUUUGCCUAUCUGCCACGGCUUUUGUCCCUCUCCGGGUCAAUAUGACUACCAUCACCGCUACUCCGUCCCAAUAUUUCCGCAACCUGCCCCUUUCUUUUCACCAGAACAGAAAUUCAACAAAGAAGUAGCCUCACCUGUAUCUGGUUUGGCAGAGACGGUUUCUACGGACACUCCUCGACUCAGCCGAGACUAUCAUGUUAGAUCCAGAUCCAGAUCUGGCUCUAUCUAGCCUUCUUAUAUUGGUCGUGGGUGCGUACCGUGGCCUCUUAAGCAGGACUUGUUUCACGAGAUUAAAAACUAAGGGUUACGUUCGUUUUACAACAUGGUUUCGUAAUUUACAAGACUGAGAAAGACCAGAGUUGAUGAAGAUGCAUGUAUCAAGGGUAUUAGACUGGAAACGCUCUCAGGAGCGACCUAGAUUAGGCCAACAAAAUGAGAUUGUUUUCAAGAAUGGUGUACCUUUCGAGCCAUAUUCUAAAGCAGAAGUGCUUAAUUAUGAACUGUAGGGCUUGACUG
Messenger RNA from Xylaria bambusicola, 2515 nucleotides. RefSeq lists its product as uncharacterized. The coding region runs from base 195 to 2228 and encodes 677 amino acids. The record is from RefSeq and is a predicted model, not a curated record. The transcript is spliced from 7 exons. NCBI's taxonomy places the organism in Eukaryota, Fungi, Ascomycota, Sordariomycetes, Xylariales, Xylariaceae.